This is a messenger RNA of Penaeus monodon (black tiger shrimp), 2220 nucleotides long. Its product is annotated as nephrin-like. Gene Ontology annotation, molecular function: protein binding. Lineage: Eukaryota; Metazoa; Arthropoda; Malacostraca; Decapoda; Penaeidae. The record is from RefSeq and is a predicted model, not a curated record. The coding region runs from base 1 to 2220 and encodes 739 amino acids. The transcript has 14 exons.
AUGUGGAGUUAUUUGAUAUGUUGCAUCAAUCACGUGUGCACAUGUGGUACUGCGUUAUUCAUGCUCGGUGCUGAUAAGAAUAAGCAAAAAUAUAGUACACAUAUACCAAAAAUAACAGGAUGUUAUAACAGUGACUACAUUUACUCAGCUAACCGCCGCCCUCCGCCCGAAGUCGUGUGGCUGGUGGACCGGAAGGCGUGGCCGACGGAGGUGACGAGGGAGGGCGGAGGCUACACGAGGGCGUCGCUGGCACUGCCGAUGCUCACCAGGAACCACUUGAAUGCCAUCAUCGAGUGUCGCGCCUCUAACUUCAACGGGUCCGCCUCCUCCUCGUCCGUAGUGACGCUCGAUAUGAACUUCCGGCCGACCAACGUGAGCAUCGUGAGCAGCGUGUCCUCCUUGAGCGACGGCACGGAGUACGAGAUCGUGUGCCAGACGUGGGGCUCCAAGCCGGCCGCUGCCAUCACCUGGUGGAAGGGGGGCACCAUGGCGCUCAAGAACGCUCUCAUGACGACGUCCGCCGACAGCAACGUGACAACGUCGAUCCUCAAGUACAAGGCAGGAAGGAGUGACAACGGCAAGUACCUCACCUGCCGGGCGGAGAACACAGUCAUUCCGCAGUCGGCCAGAGAGGACGGCUUCAAGCUCAACAUCUACUACAAGCCCGUGGUGACCCUGAGGAUGGGCAGCAACCUGGAUCCCGAAAACAUCAAGGAAAAGGAUGAUGUUUACUUCGAGUGUCACAUCAACGCCAACCCUGUGGUCACGCGAAUCUUCUGGUAUCACAAUGGCUCCCCCCUGGAGCACCGCGUCACCCGAGGCGUCAUCAUACAGAACCAGACGCUGGUGCUGCAAAGGAUCGGGCGCGACGCCGCCGGCUUCUACACCUGCCGAGCAAUUAACAUGGAGGGCGAGGGAGAGAGCCAGCCUGUGGAACUAAAAGUCAUGUACAAGCCGUACUGUCGUCGCCAGAGUAAGACCAUCUACGGCACGGCCCUGCACGAGCCGGCCAGCGUGACUUGCGAAGUCGAAGCCAGUCCGGGUCCAGUGACGUUCAGGUGGACCUUCAACAACACAUCCGAACACCUCCCGAUCUCCGCCUCGGCUGUCACGUCGCAUGAUUUCACCUCCGUGGCCAGCUACGCCCCCAAGAGCCACUUAGACUACGGGACGCUGCUGUGUUGGGCCCUCAAUGAUAUCGGCGCCCAGGCCGUUCCCUGCGCCUUCGCUAUCAUACCGGCAGGCCCGCCCGACCAGCCCAAGAACUGCUCGAUCGCCAACCAGACGACGGACACCAUCGAGGUGGAGUGCACGCCUGGCUUUGACGGCGGCCUCCCGCAGACGUUCUUUAUGGAGGUGUACGACUCAACGACGGGUGUCCUGCACAGGAAUAUCUCCUCGCAGGAGCCCCUGUUCCUGCUGACGGCGCUGCGGCCGGGCCUCGCCUUCCUGAUGGUCACCUACGCCGCCAACGCCAAGGGCAAAAGCGUCGCCUCCAAGCUUGAGACUUACACGCUCAAGGUCGCCGAGAAGAGGACCGGUCCCCCGGCGCUGUUCGAGUUCACGCCCGUGCUGUGGAUCGUGAUGGGCGUUAUGGCCAGCAUCCUGCUCCUGGUGGCCGUGCUCAUGCUCGUCAUGAGGUUCCGCAAGCCGUCGGCCGCGGACCAGGAGGGGCGCACACGGCCGGGCCAAGACGAGGGUAAGGUCGACCUCGAGAACAAGCCCUUGAAUGUGGGCAGCGUGCUGAGGGCGAGGGCGAGGAGCGAGGGUGCGGGCGCGGGCUCUGCGGGUGGCGGCGAGGGCGGCGGCGAGGACAACGACCCAGAUCUCAUUCCGCAUAAGGCGGACAUCAUGGCGUACCCCCCGUACGAGUCGCUGGAGGCGGGGCCGGCGGUCAGCUCGAGUCAGUUCAGCUCCGCCUUCGAGUUGGUGCCGACGGUCCGCUCACUUCCUCUGCAGCGCCCUUCGGCUGCCCCGGCGCCGAGGCACCUACGUGGAGCUCGCGCCGCGCGGGAGGAGCAGGCCGCCUUCCCCGUGGCUCCCGCCCACGCCCGCGCCUACGCCGACGUCGGUAACCAACGGCGGAGCGUGGAACCUCGGCAGCCCCUCACCCGGGGUCGUGGCCGCCGACCCGAAGCUGUACGCGACGCUGACGCACCGCAGGAGCGCCACCAACCUGGCGAGCGUAGCAGGCCCCUGAGGCCGUGUUCUACGGGGUAG